This is a messenger RNA of Ectocarpus sp. CCAP 1310/34, 1487 nucleotides long. The record is from the annotation of a GenBank genome assembly. Lineage: Eukaryota; Phaeophyceae; Ectocarpales; Ectocarpaceae.
AUGUUUCCUUCGCACAAGCCCUGGGUGGAACAACACUGCGUGGAGGCGGCCUUCGUUGUUGCGCUGGCUAUCUCCACCGCCGCCCUCCACUACGCCCACGGCUUUUCCCCGGCCUUCGCGAGCCUGGCCUCGUCGGAGCACGCCGCCGCCGUCGCCGCCGCCACGAACGCCCCGUUCUACAACUACGUCUGCCUCCUCGCCGCCGCCGCGGCGGCCUACGCCGCCGCCCGAACUGCCGCCGCCUACGCGCCCGUCGCCGCCCUGCCGAAGUCGUCUCAGGGGACAGCGGCGCGGCGGGCGGCGCUCGCGCUCUGCCUGCUGGCGGUGCUGCUCGUCUGCUACGUCGGGGCGGGCUACCCUAGGUUGGGCGACACGGUGAUGGCGAGGUGGGUGGCGGCGAACUGGGAGCGAAACGGCGAGAGGGACCUGAGGUGGUGCGGGAGGCUCUUCGCCCUGCUGGCCUGCUGGCAGGCGUUGCUCGCGAUCGCGGUCGGGGCCUGUCGGGUGCUGGCCGGACUCAUACUCCUACCGUGGACAUCGGGCGCAGCCUGCAGACGGGAUAGUAAAAGCCCUAGCGUCAGUGGCAAGCAGGAGCAGGAGGAGAAGGCACGGAACGGCUCCGGUAGUUCGGUUAGAGAGAGGAAGCCACGCGAGGCGGUUGGGAAGGACGAUCGAACACAGUCGGGUCCUGAAGGAAGGGACGGAGGAGCGCCAGGGUGGGAGAAGGAGAAGACGGGAUGAAUUGAAAAUAGGUGCAACUUUUUGUACCCCUUUUGUUUCAACGAGAGCGUUGCGAGGGUACACGGCCAUCUCUUCAAACAGAUGGUAUGAAGUACGAGGAAGGCACGCGAUGGGGCUCUGGGGCUUUGUUCGUCCCUCAAGUCCAAGCUAGAGGUGGUCUGCCAUAACGCGGAGAAGCAUGUACCCCACUGCUCCCAAUACGGGACGACAGGAGUAGCGACCUGACCUGUGUGUGAUGUGUUUUGAAAGCACACCAGGCAACGUACUGCGGGUACGACGAGGUCGGGCGGUACAGAGUCCGGGGGGGGGGGAUGCGCCCGGGGCGGUAGGAUGGGCCAUGGACAAUGCACUCUGUUAGCGGUGAUGCCACGAUCACAAGGACAUCCUUGUUCUGCUGUUGUCGUUGUCGACUCACCAGGUGGUUCGUUCCCUGAGAAUCGUCGUCACCAGUGGGGUUGAGAUGGAAGUGAAAGCAGCAGCGGUGUCAUCACCAGCUGGUGAAAAACGGAACCAUGGCAGUGGUGCUUGUGCCGUGUUUUUUGGAGACCUGGUGGGAAGUUCGUGGUGGUCACUGCUCCGGCGUUCUCCUGCGAUGUGUUAGCUGUAACAUUUUUUCAUGUAACGGGUGUUGAGGUUUUCGUCGUUUUGAUACGCCUCAGGGCGCACACACGGCUGCGUCACCACCAAUUCUCACGGCUCCCAAAAAACAAACACGGCUGCUUGCUUGUACACAGCAUCGGCCCGUA